CUGGGUGGUCCGACAUUCCAUGACAUGCGGCGGGGGACCGUCAGGGUCGAGUACUGCCCGAUCCUGGACCAAGUGGUCGUCCUGGAAGGAGAGCCGACAUCGCCACGCCUGUGCCGGCAGCGCUGUGCCCAACACCAAGACCGUCGCAGCCUGAAGUCGCGUACCAGUCUACCACCUUCGCCGCCAGUGCUGCAAAGAAUCUGUAUUCCGUUUGUGUCGACGGCCGCCAAGGCCCCGCUGCACCCCAUCACUCUGUCGUCCAGGUCACCGCGGCAACAGCAGAGUCGACCCCUUACAUCGAUCAUCGACACCCGAGCGCGUCCUGUCCCGACCUGCCGCUCACCACGUAUCAUCCGACCGCCCCUUCCCGAGUCGCCAUCCCCUUCCCGAGCCCCCCACAUGUCAGACCAGCCCUCCCGCGAAGACGAGUCGGAGACAAAGAAUCACAAUAAGGAGCUUCUGUGGCUGCAUCAUCGGUGGUUCAUCAAGCACGGAAAGCCCAGCAACAUGAAGGACGAGCGAGCUAGGAUGGUGCUCAUGCGGCGGUGGUUCGAGUUCCUCGACACGGAUGGGUCUGGCGAGAUCGGGCUCAACGAGCUCGAAGAUCCCCUUGUAUCGGUGGGGCUGGCCAAGUGCCGACUCGAUGUGCGCCAACUCAUUCAAACUGUGGACGACAGCGACAACGGCGAAGUCAACUUUGACGAGUUUCUCAGCAUGAUGCGCGGAAAGAAGAAAGUCGCGGCCAAGACACGGCCGCCGUUGAGCGCCCCGAAGCCGAAAGCUGCUGCGUCGGGAGCGCCGUCCCCUGGCUCGGACGAUUCGUGCCAACCAAGCCACACUGCUGCACAAAGCCCAACCCACGGUGGCGCAGAAGACGAAGAAGCGAAUUCUGUCGUCCGACUGUUUGCAGACCUCCAGCAAGGCAAGCUAGGCGACAUGACGCUGCCGUUUCCGAUCCUAAUCACAGCAUAUCGGCGGCGUAUGCUCUUGAAUGCACACAUGGCCCCGCUCGACUGCGAUCGGAGCCAAGGCCACUCAGUUCUAACAGCGCUCGAGGUGACACGGCGGGAGGCUGCGAUUCAGGAAGAGGAGGAUGCAAUCAUGCGAGAGAAGCAGCGCCAGCGACGAACGUCCAUCUCCCAUCUAGUCGGGGAUGUUCUUCGCCGAGAAGACGUCGUCAAGCCAACGAAUGUAGGGUUGAAGGCAGCUGUGUUGGACGAGGUCACAGAUACCAACGUCAGGGCGCCAGGAGCGCCAAGACAGCGACUUCGAUUGCCCGACUUGUUCGACUGAAGUCGAGCAGAAAAUUCUCUACCUGGAUGACUGUGAAAUGAACUUGUCCUGGCCACAUCGUCG
Messenger RNA from Aphanomyces invadans, 1356 nucleotides. RefSeq lists its product as hypothetical. The record is from RefSeq and is a predicted model, not a curated record. NCBI's taxonomy places the organism in Eukaryota, Oomycota, Saprolegniomycetes, Saprolegniales, Verrucalvaceae. Gene Ontology annotation, molecular function: calcium ion binding. The coding region runs from base 25 to 1293 and encodes 422 amino acids. The transcript has 2 exons.